CCUAGCCGAAUCAAUUAUUCAUCCAUCACGCACCAAAGCUAAAGGUUUCACCUUUAGUUGUUGGUAUAGUGUUAAAGCCUCCAACAAGGACCCUUUCUUUUCUCCUUUUUAUUUGAUAAGGACUCUGUCUCACUGUGCAAUUUCUUUCUCCCAGUGGGUUGUGACUCGUGUUGACUUUUUCCCGAUAAAACACCAAGGAUCAGGAGAAAAUAAGCUUUGUAUGGGCUCUUCUAUGGCUGACCAUUAGCAGAUACGAAAUCUUGCCUUGCAAAAUGUUCUCAACGCUGGAAUCCCAAAGAGGACCAAAGAAUGAGUUAUAACGCUUAUUUGGUCAUUCUUGGCAUCUCUGCCUCUCUGGCCCUUGGUUUCUUGAUAGCUUUGCUUGUCUUUCUUGUAACAAGGUGGUACAAAAAGCAUGCUCAUCUCAGAAAAUGUGUAAAUGAGCGUAGUGUUGCAACUCUUCCCAUACGCUCCAAUGGCUUGGGAGCAAGCACUGACUUUAGUGCCUCUAUCUCAAGUUCCAUUACUACUCAGGGGCCAGAACAUCCUCAGAAAAAUUCUUGGCAUUCUUGGUGGAAUCAUCACAGUAAAGAGCAGUUUGCUUCUCUAUCAGGAUCAGGCACACUCAAGUAUUCUUACAAGGAUAUUCAGAAAGCUACACAAAAUUUCACAAAUAUUGUUGGCCAAGGAUCAUUUGGGCCAGUAUACAAAGCUAUAAUGCCUACAGGAGGAAUAGCUGCUGUGAAGGUGCUUGCUUCUAAUUCAAGUCAGGGGGAGAAGGAGUUCCAAACAGAGGUGUCUCUACUAGGAAGGCUGCAUCAUCGGAACCUUGUGAAUCUAGUGGGAUAUUGUGUAGAUAAAGGACAACACAUGCUGGUUUAUGAAUACAUGAGUAAUGGGAGCUUGGAAAACCUUCUAUAUGGUGAAGAAGCACGAGCUCUGAGUUGGGAAGAAAGACUUGAAAUAGUUCUUGAUAUUUCGCAUGGGAUUGAAUAUCUUCAUGAAGGGGCAGUCCCACCAGUGAUACACCGUGACCUAAAAUCUGCAAAUAUAUUGUUGGACUAUUCAAUGAGAGCCAAGGUUGCUGAUUUUGGGCUGUCAAAAGAAGAGGCCUUUGAUGGCCGGAACUCUGGCCUAAAAGGUACUUAUGGCUACAUAGAUCCAGCAUACAUAUCCACGAGCAAGUUCACAAUGAAGAGUGACAUAUAUAGUUUUGGCCUUAUCAUUUUCGAGCUUAUCACAGCAAUCCACCCACGCCAAAACUUGAUGGAAUAUGUUAAUCUUGCUGCUAUGAGUUCUGAUGGUAUUGAUGAAAUUCUUGAUAAGAAACUAGUUGGAAAAUGCAACAUUAUGGAAGUGAGAGGGCUAGCCAAGAUUGGUCACAAAUGCUUACACAAAUCACCUAGGAAGCGACCUUCAAUAGGUGAAGUUACACAGGCUAUAUUGAAAAUAAAGCAGAGCCGCCUUGCUAAACAAGACACAAUGUCUUCUGUGGAAGGAGAUUUUUCACAAGUUCUGAGCCGAAUAGGAAUUCAACAGGUAGAAUUGGCAAGGUUGGCUAGCAUGGAGGGUGAUUGAUCUAUGUCUCACUGCCUUCCACUGUCCUUCUUCCUUAAACAGAAAAUACUAACAAUAUGACAAUAGGAUAGCAAGAGUAGAUAUAGGGCAAUGGUUUUUAACCAAAUGAGUACUUUUUCCAACACUAACCUCUGCUGUUUCAAGGAUUUCAAUCAUCAAGAGCAAUGGAAAUAUGCCGUCUUGUUUUGCUUCUCCAGAGGAGUAACUCUUCACUUCUAAAGACAUGGAAAAGUAUCUAACGAGAACCAUCUGGUAUAAUCUUGGAUCCUAAAAGUUAUAUAAAAAUGAGAAAAUGAU
This is a messenger RNA of Rubroshorea leprosula, 1875 nucleotides long. The record is from the annotation of a GenBank genome assembly. Lineage: Eukaryota; Viridiplantae; Streptophyta; Magnoliopsida; Malvales; Dipterocarpaceae.